Molecule: messenger RNA, 744 nt
Organism: Mizuhopecten yessoensis (Yesso scallop)
Lineage: Eukaryota; Metazoa; Mollusca; Bivalvia; Pectinida; Pectinidae
Exons: 1
Coding region: 1-744 (247 amino acids)
Source: RefSeq, a predicted model, not a curated record
AUGGCGGUAAAAGGUCAUGGUAUGGAGGUAAAAGAUCACGGUAUGGAGGUAAAGGGUCAUGGUAUGGAGGUAAAAGGUCACGAUAUGGAGGUAAAAGGUCACGGUUUGGAGGAAAAAGGUCAUGGUUUGGAGGAAAAAGGUCAUGGUAUGGCGGUAAAAGGUCAUGGUAUGGCGGUAAAAGGUCAUGGUAUGGAGGUGAAAGGUCACGGUAUGGAGGUAAAAGGUCACGGUAUGGAGGUAAAAGGUCACGAUAUGGAGGUAAAAGGUCACGGUUUGGAGGCAAAAGGUCACGGUAUGGCGGUAAAUGGUCACGAUAUGGAGGUAAAAGGUCAUGGUAUGGAGGUAAAAGGUAAUGGUAUGGCGGUAAAAGGUCACGAUAUGGAGGUUAAAGGUCAUGGUAUGGAGGUAAACGGUCAUGGUAUGGAGGUAAAAGGUCACGAUAUGGAGGUAAAAGGUCAUGAUAUGGUGGUAAAAGGUCAUGGUAUGGCGAUACAAUGUCAUGGUAUGGAGGUAAAAGGUCAUGGUAUGGAGAUAAAAGGUCAUGGUAUGAAGGUAAAAGGUCACGAUAUGGAGGUAAAAGGUCAUGAUAUGAAGGUAAAAGGUCAUGGUAUGAAGGUAAAAGGUCACGAUAUGGAGUUAAAAGGUCAAUGGUAUGGAGGUAAAAGGUCAUGGUAUGGCGGUACAAUGUCAUGGUAUGGAGGUAAAAGGUCAAGAUAUGGAGGUAUUGUUUUCCUAAAUUGGUGA